AGAGUUUGCGCUGGUUGUUCCGUUGGAUCAAUCUACCCGCUCAUUUAAAAUUCGAAAUUCAAAAAGAGAGAAACAAUAGUGAAGAAAGUAGAAGAAGAAUCCUCCUUCCAUUUUCAAAUGAAUCAAAGCAUGGAAGAAGAUAACGAACUUCCAUGUCCUUCACCCUAUCCUUCUUCUUCACUUCUCAAAGACAUUUCCAAUUUCAAAACCCCUAAUCGUCCCUCUUCUUUCUCUCUCAACCAUCAAUCUCCAUUCACACAAUACUUCACCGCUUCCAAAUCCAAACACACCACCACACUCCUCCGUCGUCCCAAAAAUUCAUCAGCUACAGCAGCCACUAAAAAGCUCAAAGCAUUUCAACUUGAACACUCUCACACUUCUAGAAUCGCCCAAAUCAAAAAACAACAAACCAUAAAAUCCCUAGCCAAGUCCCUCACCGUUUGGCUCAACUUCCUUCUUGAAUCUCCUGCUUCUUGCGGUUGCGACCUUUCCAUCGCCGGCGUUCAGAUCGCCGACGCUUCUCCGGCGAUUAAGGGGAAACGUGAUAAUGCCCCGAGGAUUUCGGUUGGUGUUGAUUCGGCAUGGCGAACUCCCAAACGCCAAAGGAAGUUAUGUUUGUCGCGCGUUGGUAAGGAAAAUGCAUCUGCGGCAGAGUUGCAUAAUUCUUCGUUUUCUCGGUUGAAGGAUUCUCUUAAGGAUGUGUGCAGUUUCGAUGAUUUGAAGCAGCGUAUGAGUGUUUAUUUGAGCCUUGGAAUUUGUGAUGACAUCUUCCAAGUCAUGACUCAUGUCACCAAGACAAUUGAUGAAGGAAGGCUAAAUUUGAAGGCUCACUGUCCUAUGGUGACCGAUUUAGGGUUGAAGGAUAAGGCCAUUAAAAUCCUUAUUUGUUAUAAUCCAAAUUGGCUGCGAAUUGGAUUAUAUAUAAUUUUUGGUGGGGAAUCAUUGGUGUCCAAUGGGGAUGGUGAUUCUGAUCAAGAUGUCAUAUUUUUGAAAAUGGUCAUUGAAAAGCUAUUUUUUACACAUGAGGGUUUAGCAAAGAUGUAUGCAUAUAACAAGAUGGUUGAAGGAGUUUAUAGGUCUGGUUACUAUGAGAAUUUGGGGAAUGUGAUUUUGAAGAGGAUAUUAUUGCUUGUGCUUAUACUUGAUAAAGCUAAAUGUCAAAGUUUCCUCCCGAUUGAAUAUGGUAUUGAUGGAUUGGAUGGUGGUUCCCCUUUGUUAUUCAAAACAGAAUCCUGGAUUAAAUCAAGUAGUCAAGUGAUCCAGGAAUUUCUGUCAUCUGAUGUAAUGCGCGGAGAAGGCAAUCUUCUAACACAUUUGGUUAUUUUAGGUUACAAAGUAUCUCACCAACAGGGGCUUCUUGUUGAGUAUGAUUUCCAGAUCAGAGAUUUAUUUACAGAUCUCCAAGACGGACUAAAACUGUGUAGAGUUAUUCAUCUCUUGCAGCAUAAUUCUUCUAUCCUCAAGAAAAUUGUAGUUCCUUCUGACACUCGUAAGAAAAAUUUGGCAAACUGUGGUGUUGCCCUGCAAUAUCUUAGACAAGCUGGGGUCUCCCUAAUUGAUGAAGAGGACACAAUGAUUGUAACAGAAGAUAUUAUUAAUGGAGACAAAGAACUUACAGUUUCUUUGCUCUGGAAUAUGUUUGUUCAUUUGCAGCUACCUUUGUUGGUUGAUAAAACAAGUUUAGUUGGGGAAAUUUCUAAGAUUCAAGGACUUGGCACGGAUCUGAUAAGUGGUGCCCAUUCUAGUUCAUUGGAAUUGCUUUUGAAAUGGAUUCAGGCUGUUUGUGACAAUUAUAACUGCCGAGUUGACAGUUUCCAUUCCCUUGUUGAUGGCAAAGCAAUCUGGUGCUUACUUGAUUAUUACUUCCAGAAGGAACUUCACAAUGUCUGUUUGUUGAAGGAAGUUUAUGAAAAAAGUCACAAGGCAUCAAUUAUGUCAGUUAAUGAAUAUUCAGAUGCACUGUACAAUUUCAUAUUAUCCCAGAAAUUGACCACAUUACUGGGGAAUUUUCCUGAGGUACUUCAAAUAAGUGAGCUACUUCAAUAUAAUGGCGCGUGCAGUGAUCGAAGUGUGGUGAUAUUGGUUGUUUUCCUUGCUAGCCAAUUAUUUGUCAAGAAAAAAGUGGAUCACUUAAAUUUUCAUAAGCUAUUGGAUUAUGACUACCAUACCACAAAUCGUAGGAAUUUGAAGACAGUACAGUGCCAUUCCAGUUCUGAAUCAACACAAAAUCCUUAUGCUUCGGAUGCGUGUAACAAUGAAGAUGCUGCAAGAAAAUUCAAGGCCAUCCAGACUUGGUGGCAAGAAAUGGCUGAUCGAAACUGUACUAUGCAGCCAGCUGUCUCUACUUUGCAGAUUUCUAGGACCACUGAAUGCCACAUUGACAUUAAAAGAGAAAAUGCUGCAAGAACAAUACAAUCACAUAUUAGAGGAUUGGUUGUACGGCGCAAGUUUCUCAAGAUGGUAAAUGCUGUUACCCUUUUGAAGACUGUUGUAAGAGCUUGGCUGAAAAUGAGGCAGGAGUCCGUCUGCAUGAUAUUCACUGGUGGUCAAAUCUCUGAUUUCUCAUGUGACACAGAAAUGUUGAAGCAAUCUGAAAUAUAUGAGAGGUAUGCCGUGUUUUUCUAUCAUAGGCAUUCUUUUUUGAGGUUGAAAAGGUCAGCACAACUUAUCCAGCAAGCAGUGAGGAGUUGGCUUUGUUGGAGGCCUCAACAAGGAUGUAGUAUAACUCCUAAACUCACGAGUUCAGACAUGGUGACUGCUGCCACAACUGUUCAGAAAUUUAUUCGUGGUUGGCUUGUGAAACGAGAUUUCUUGUUCCAAAGAGAUGCUGUAGUGAAGAUCCAAAGUGUCAGUCGAAGUUUGAAAUACCAAAAAACACUAAUUUGUCAGAAAGAUGCAGCAUUGGAGAUCCAACGCUUAAUCAGGGGGCAUUUAACACGAAAUCGUCUAUUAGGUAGUGCUUCCAAAUUACGUGCAACUAUUACUGUGAGUUGCAUUUCAAGACCAGUUGGCUUACGUAGUUUUCAACUUGAAGCAUUCAUGUCUACAGUAGUGAAAUUGCAACGAUGGUGGAAGGGUCGCAUGUUGGUUAAAUUGAUGAUUAAGUCAGCCAUCAUAAUCCAGUCUUGUACUCGUGGGUGGAUAGCCAGGCGAAAGGCCACUGUUGAGAAACGCCAUAUUGUUGCAAUGGAAGAUCAUAAGUGCCAGGAAUAUGCUGCUUUGCAGCUCCAGUGCUAUAUUAGGGGGCAUUUAACUCGAAAUUGGAUAUUAGGCAGUGCUUCUAAGCUACAUGCAGUUGCUGCUGAAUGCAUUUCAAAACCAGCUGGCUGUUGUAGUUUACAACUGGAACUAUUCUUGUCUCAAGUAGUGAAAUUGCAACGAUGGUGGAAGCAUUUCUUGUUACAUAAAUUGAUGACAAAGUCUGCACUCAUUAUUCAGUCUCACGCUCGUGAGUGGGUAGCCAGGCGAAAGGCCAUUGUUUAUAGACAUCGUAUUAUUGUCAUACAGUCCCAUUGGAAAGGUUAUGUUGCACGUAAAAAAACAACAGAACAACUAAUGGAUUUGCGCUUGAGAAUGCAAGAGUCUUCCAAAAACGUGGAUGACAGCAAACGUCUCAUAAACAGACUCUUGGCAGCGCUUUCAGAGCUACUUAAUAUGAAGAGUCUUAGUGACAUCCUUCAUACUUGUUCAACAUUGGACAUGGCAACAGAACAUUCCCAGAGAUGUUGUGAAGAACUUGUGAGUGCUGGGGCUAUUGACACCUUGUUGCGGCUUAUUCGAUCAAUCAGCAGGAGUAUCCCUGAUCAGGAGGUUUUAAAGCAUGUUUUGUCAACUCUUCGAAAUCUUGCUCGCUAUCCUAAUCUACUAGAAGUGCUGAUACAAAGACAGGGUUCUGUUCAGACAAUCGUCUUGGAGUUACUGAGGAAUAAGGAGGAGGGCUUCUUCAUUGCCUCACAACUUUUGAAGAAGAUAUGCUCAACUCACAAAGGCGUUGAUGCCAUACUCAAAUCCCCUGCCUUACUAAAGCGACUGCACGGUCUUGUUGAGGAGCUUACUAGGAAGGCCACUUACCAGAAAAGAAAGGUUCGGGGUCCAACACCUAGUCCUGUUGUUAUUGUUAAAGAAAACACAGAUAGAAGAUUGAAGGAAGCUGUGGAGAUUUUGAAGCUAGUGACCCACGCCUGAAGUUUUUUUGUCAAGUUCUAAUGCUAUGCGCAAUUCUUGACAUAUGGAAGCAAUUAAGCAUUCGAUCAAUUUUAUUGGCAUUCUUUCCUCAUCUCGUGGAUUCUGGAGGAAAAUUUCUUUCCUUUUUUAAUCUGAAUGUAAUAUUGGUUUUAUAUCUCUCUUGUACAAUAUCUAUUUUCCUACUAACACCCUAAUCCCAAGUUUUUAGUGGGAAAGCUUGUCAUGGUUGGUGAUUAAUCGUUUGAAUGACUGCUUACACAUUACGUCGUUGAAUAUGAAAAUUAAAACAGUUUGUAAGCGUUUCU
Cicer arietinum (chickpea) is the source of this 4490-nucleotide messenger RNA. RefSeq lists its product as uncharacterized. Gene Ontology annotation, molecular function: calmodulin binding. Gene Ontology annotation, biological process: spindle organization; mitotic cell cycle; establishment of meiotic spindle localization. NCBI's taxonomy places the organism in Eukaryota, Viridiplantae, Streptophyta, Magnoliopsida, Fabales, Fabaceae. Gene Ontology annotation, cellular component: spindle pole. The record is from RefSeq and is a predicted model, not a curated record.